Drosophila novamexicana is the source of this 2033-nucleotide messenger RNA. RefSeq lists its product as uncharacterized. Lineage: Eukaryota; Metazoa; Arthropoda; Insecta; Diptera; Drosophilidae. Bases 66 to 2033 code for a protein of 655 amino acids. The transcript has 8 exons. Gene Ontology annotation, molecular function: ligand-gated monoatomic ion channel activity. Gene Ontology annotation, cellular component: membrane. The record is from RefSeq and is a predicted model, not a curated record.
AGUCAAUUCAAUACAGUUGGCUCAGAGCUACAGACAUCGUCAGACCCAUUUGUCAGUCACUUGGGAUGUUACUUGCGGACAAGAACUGGUCGCUUCUUUUGAACCUCAUCAUUGAGAGAUAUUUGCAUGGGACUACGAUUUGUGUUCUGUGGCACGAUGACUACGAGUUUCAGCCCCAGGACCUAGCUGCCGAGUACUCUAGCUUUGUAGAUAUCAACAUUGCCACUCUGGCCAGCAGCUUCGAGGAUAAUGUAGUCGAUGCAGCAGCCAAAAGGCAACAGCUAAAGGAGCGCGACCUGGUGUAUGAUGACUUGCUGCUUAAGCUCACCUUAUCCAUUGAGAUGUCACACUGCGAGAGUUUCCUGGUCUUUGGUGAAUACAUUCCCCGCUUUGUGGCCGCCUUCACACAGGCAGCCAUGUAUUCCAUAUGGCGCUCGUUGCACAACAAAUUCAUAUUUGCCCAUGUUGCACAGGAUUUGGCGGAGGAAUGCUAUCGAGACUUCUUUUUCCAGGACCAGCCCAACAUACUCUUUGUGGUGCGCAGUUAUGCGAAUGCGACUGACUUUGAGCUCAAAACCAACAAGUAUGUGGGACCUAGAUCGGAACGGCCGGAUCAGCUGGAGCUGCUGGAUCGUUACGAUGCGAUGGAGCAGCGAUUUCAGCAUAACAUCUCGCUUUUUCCUGACAAAUUGAGAGACUUGCAGGGACGUGAACUGAUCAUGAAUGGCUUUGACUACAGGCCUUACACGGUCAUCAAAUAUGGCAGCCAGAGCAAUGCGCGUGAUAUCGGAGUGCCCGACGAAUCGGAACUAUCUAAAGUGUACAUCGAUGGAACAGAGACGCGUGUAGUUUUCAGCUUUUGCGCCCAAUUCAAUUGUACGGUGCAGAUAGACACAUCUGACGCCUACGACUGGGGCACCAUCUACCCGAACAUGACGGGAGACGGCUCUUUGGGCAUGAUUAUCGAGCAUAAGGUCGACAUUUGCAUUGGCGCAAUGUACUCCUGGUACGAUGAUUACACCUACUUGGACCUGUCCAUGUAUCUGGCGCGCUCUGGCAUAACGUGUCUAGUGCCUGCGCCACUGCGUCUGGCCAGCUGGUAUUUACCGUUGCAGCCGUUUCAAGGUACACUCUGGGCCGCCGUACUGUUCUGCCUGGGCAUUGAAACGCUGGGCCUGGUGUUGGCGCACAGGAGAGAGCAGGAGCUGUACGCUUCUACAUAUCCAAAGGACGGCUGGUGGCAGAGCACAAAGUUCGGAUUGGUCACCACCUUCAAGCUGUUCAUAUCGCAGUCGGGCAACAGUAAUGCGCGCUCCGUAACAGUGCGCGUGCUUCUCUUCGCUUGCUUUCUCAACGACAUCAUCAUUACGAGCAUCUAUGGAGGCGGUCUGGCCAGCAUAUUGACCAUACCCAGCCUAGGGGAGGCGGCCGACACGAUGCAGCGUAUGCGUAACCAAAAACUACAAUGGGCGGCCAACUCAGAAGCGUGGGUAUCAUCGAUUCGUGGCUCUGAUGAUCCGCUAGUGCACGAGCUUUUGAGCAACUUUCACAUCUACACCGAUGACCAAUUACUCGACUUGGCGCAGCGGGAGCGCAUGGGAUUCACCGUGGAGCGUCUGCCUUUCGGUCACUUUGCUAUUGGCGAUUACCUGACCAGGCAGGCCAUUGAACACAUGGUUAUUAUGCAGGAGGAUCUGUACUAUGAGUACACAGUGGCUUUCGUGCCACGUCUGUGGCCACUGCUCGAACGUUUCAAUGAGCUGGUCUAUCGUUGGCACUCGUCUGGGUUCGACAAGUACUGGGAGUACCGUGUGGUAGCCGACAACCUCAAUGUCCAGAUACAGCAGCAGGUGGAAGGCACUAUGUCAGGCGGCGGUCAGGAGGAUAUAAACAUUGAGCCAGUCACUCUGGCCAUGUCCAACUUUGCCGGAAUAUUGUUGGUUUGGGUCUUGGGCGUUACCGUGGCUUUAAUGGCAUUCGUAGCCGAAUUGAUGGCUGCCAAGGUCAAAAAACAGCGAAUCAUGACGUUCUAA